UGCGCUCGGGGCGGGGGGCCCCGCUGGCUGACUCCCCGCGUCCGCCCCGCAAAGCGCGUCUGCGCGCCGACGUCUGCGAGUGCGUGGCCCGCGCGGCCAGAACGUGGCGUGGGCGUCGGACGUUCUUGCGGAGGGAGUCCGCGUCUUGCCCUAGUUCUGGGCGCGCGCUGGCUGCGAUUGUUGGGGUCACCGAGGGGAGUGAUUGCGCCUGAGAGCCCAGGGCCCACCACACCCAGUCCUUCCGUGCCCAGAGUUAACCGCAGACCCUCCUCUUGGCAGCAUCCAGAGAGAAAAAUACCCGUCUUCCUAGAAUAUGGCAGGUAAGAAAGUGCUCAUCGUCUACGCGCACCAAGAGCCCAGGUCUUUCAACGGGUCCUUGAAGGACGUGGCGGUGGCUGAACUGAGCCGGCAGGGCUGCACCGUCACCGUUUCUGAUCUCUAUGCCAUGGACUUUGAGCCGAGGGCCACAAGGAAAGAUAUCACCGGCGCCCUCUCCAGCCCCGAGUUCUUCAGCUACGGUGUGGAAGCGUACGAGGCCUGCAAGACGAGGUCUCUGACCAGCGACAUAAUCGCGGAGCAGAAAAAGGUUCAGGAGGCCGACCUAGUGAUGUUUCAGUUCCCGCUGUACUGGUUCAGCGUGCCGGCCGUCCUGAAGGGCUGGAUGGACAGGGUGUUGUGCCAGGGCUUCGCCUUCGACCUCCCGGGCUUCUACGACGACGGCCUCCUCAAGGGUAAACUGGCCAUCCUGUCCUUAACCACGGGCGGCACGGCCGACAUGUACGGGAAAACUGGAGCCAGCGGAGACUUCCGAUACUUCCUGUGGCCCCUCCAGGAUCGCCUGGAACCCUGGCAAGAGGCUCCCCGGCCCGCAUCCGACAGCCUCGUGAGUGGGCACGUCUCCAUGGAGCCAGGGGCUGGGCGCCUCCCCGGAGCCCACCCCCACUCCAGGAGCCCAGGACUCGGCUCCGGGCCGCGCUCCCAGGUGGACGCCGGGCUGCCUCUGCUCCCUGGGCCCGGGGUCGGCGAGGACGGCGGUCAGCGGAAGCGCCCUGCACGGCACGCUGCACUUCUGUGGAUUUAAAGUCCUUGCCCCUCAUAUCAGUUUUGCUCCUGAAUUUGCAUCAGAAGAAGAAAGAAGGGGGAUGGUGGCCUCCUGGGCGCAGAGGC
Messenger RNA from Eubalaena glacialis (North Atlantic right whale), 1167 nucleotides. It is a transcript of the gene NQO2, whose product is annotated as N-ribosyldihydronicotinamide:quinone dehydrogenase 2. Gene Ontology annotation, molecular function: NAD(P)H dehydrogenase (quinone) activity. The transcript has 8 exons. Lineage: Eukaryota; Metazoa; Chordata; Mammalia; Artiodactyla; Balaenidae. The record is from RefSeq and is a predicted model, not a curated record. Gene Ontology annotation, cellular component: cytosol. The coding region runs from base 314 to 1081 and encodes 255 amino acids.